This is a messenger RNA of Prosopis cineraria, 1558 nucleotides long. Its product is annotated as dof zinc finger protein DOF1.4-like. Gene Ontology annotation, biological process: regulation of DNA-templated transcription. The coding region runs from base 187 to 1242 and encodes 351 amino acids. Gene Ontology annotation, molecular function: DNA-binding transcription factor activity; DNA binding. The record is from RefSeq and is a predicted model, not a curated record. The transcript has a single exon. Lineage: Eukaryota; Viridiplantae; Streptophyta; Magnoliopsida; Fabales; Fabaceae.
CAUAUAUAUAAUCGAUCUACUCCUUAUAUCUACACUUCUCUCCCACUCAAGCAUAUAUACAUUCACACACACAGCGAAAACCCACUUUCUUUUGCUUUUCUCCCACUAACACAAAAAGACUCGCCCUUUUGCUUUUCGUGUUUUUGGAUUGUUGUAGAUCUGCAAAGAUAAAGACCACCGAAGAAGAUGAUCCAAGAACUGUUGGGCGGUUCUUCUGGUUUCAUUUCAACGGGAGAAAGGAAAAUCUCCAUUAACGCCGCUGGUGUUCUUGCACCUCACAUACCAUCUCCUCCUCUACCUUCUUCCACCACCACUGCCACCACCUCCGCUGCUGCCGCCGCUACCCCAGCUGCUGCCCCCGCCGCUGCCUCGUCAAAUUCAGAAAACCAGAACUUGAGGUGUCCCCGGUGCGAUUCAUCAAACACAAAAUUUUGUUACUACAACAACUACAAUCUCACUCAGCCUCGCCACUUCUGCAAGACAUGUCGCCGGUACUGGACCAAAGGAGGAUCUCUAAGAAACGUUCCAAUCGGAGGUGGUUGCCGGAAAAACAAGAGCGUCAGCGCGUCAACCAACUCUGUGGCGAAGACGAGUGGGGCCGUGGGUAAGGUGAAAACGGCUGCGUCUGAGCUUGGAAGUAGGUCAUCAGGACUUGGUGGCGGCGGCGUCUUCGAUCAUCCGGAUCUUCCGGCAAGCCCAAUUUUGUGGGGCUCGCCACAAAAUUCUCACCUGUUGGCUUUGCUGAGAGCUAGCCAGAACCCUAACCCUAGCCCUUGUCCAAACAAUCUCAUGCCUAAUAAUGCUGUGAAUCCGAAGGAAGAAGGGAACUUGAUGAGAUCCCACAUGGUGACUGAACCAAUGGGCUCUAAUGGCCUUCUGAAUGUUCCUGCAACCUCGGGCUUUGAUCCUUCACUCGGUCUCACGAGCUCUUUCUGGAGAAACAACAAUCUCGAUCAGCCACAAAAUGGAGGCUUUGUAUUUGGCGAGCACCAACACCAGAACAGUGGGAUCCAAGAACUCUACCAGAGGCUCAGGUCCUCUUCUUCGGCUAACUAUUGUAGUGACGACUCAUCAUCGCCGUUUCUAAGCAACAUGGCUUCUUCUUCUUUAUCAUCAUCUUCCUCUGUAGCCAUUUUGGAGUCAUCAUCAACUCCAGCUAAUGGAAGCGGAAUUGGAUUGGGGUACUGGAAUCAACCUCUUUUCUGGUCUGAUCUUCCCACGACCAAUGGUGCUCAUCCGUAACCAUACUAUAAUUUCUCUUUUUAGUUCAGCGUUUAGAUCUCUAAUUUUCUUCCCAUCAGAAAAGCUUUGUAAUUUAGGAUUUGUUUCUACUGUGGUUGUUUGGUUUGGGUGGUAUAAUUAAUAUGGAUAUGGCUGUAGCAUCUUCUUCCCCCUUUUCUUGGGUUUGUUUGCUUAAUGUGUGUUUGGUUAAACUCUCUUCACAAGGACCAGAGAGUGUUAGAAUUGAAUAGUAAAAGCGGAGUGUUUCUCGAUGCUACUUAUCAGUCGUCAGAUCUCUUGAUUUAUCGAUGUGAAUCUGUUUUUUUCCUUUUCAAAA